AUGGCUUCAAGCCCCGAAAUCUCCAUCCCUUCAACAACCAUUUCUGAUACUCCAAAACCUUACACCAUAUACAACAUUUCUAUCCGCCUACCUCUCCGAUCACAGACAGUGGAAAAGCGAUACUCUGAUUUCCUCAAACUCCAUGAGUCACUUAUCAGUCAGGUCGAGAAACCUCCUCCGGCACCGUUGCCUAAGAAAUCCUGGUUUUCGGGCACUAUAUCGAACGCAACAUUUCGAGAGGAGCGCCGCAAGGGUUUAGAAGAAUAUAUACAAGCUAUCAACAGUUCAGAAGACUCUCGAUGGCGUAACUCUACAGCGUGGCGAUCGUUUUUAAAUCUUCCCCCCAAUAAUGCGUCCACACGGGCUUCCAACUUACACUCAGCUAUUGCUGGACCUGGUGCAGCAGGAGCCCCGAUUACGGAUCCCACAACCUGGCUAGACUGCCAUCGAGAUGUUAAGACACAUUUACACGAUGCAAGGCUGCAUUUAACCCGACGAGACCAAGCUUCAACGCCUCAGAAACAGCAUGAAUGCUCUGCAUCAGCAAAAAGCAGCCUUGUGAGAACCGGUACUUUAUUGGGAGCCUUGGAAGAAGGCUUGAAGAAUAUAUCUGGAAACUCUGCUUGGAGUGGCUCGAAACUGGGAGAAGGAGAACUUCGCCGGCGUAAGGACUUGCUUACUAGUGCCAGAAAAGAAAAAGAUGCACUAGAGGAUCUCCUGAAUUCCAUGGCUGCUAAAAACAAGUUAGACUCAGCUGUGGCUUCUAUUCCAGAUAAACAGGCCCUUUUGGGUAUUGACGCAGUUACAGGGACUAGAAAAGCUGCAGUUAAGGGCGGACGGGUUCUUGGGAAAGAGACUAAUCGCACGAGAGAGUUGGAUAAUGAGGGCGUUCUACAACUACAGAAACAAAUAAUAGGUGAGCAGGAUGUUGGGGUGGAAGAAAUUAGGAAGAUUAUUGCACGGCAGAAGGAGCUUGGAAUUGCUAUCAACAAUGAACUUGAGCUUCAGCUUGAGCUCCUGAAUGUGGUUGAUGAAGAUGCUGGAAAGCUGAAGAGUAAAAUCGAUAUUGCGCAGAAAAGAGCAAAGAAGAUCUCUUAA
Molecule: messenger RNA, 1098 nt
Organism: Nannizzia gypsea CBS 118893
Lineage: Eukaryota; Fungi; Ascomycota; Eurotiomycetes; Onygenales; Arthrodermataceae
Product: V-SNARE
Exons: 2
Coding region: 1-1098 (365 amino acids)
Cellular component (GO): intracellular membrane-bounded organelle
Molecular function (GO): phosphatidylinositol binding
Source: RefSeq, a predicted model, not a curated record